AUGCUCCAGCAGACGCGCAAGAAGAAGGUCUACUUUCUCCUCCGGUUUCCACGUACCGGAUUCUUUAAGCUGCAGCUCUACGCUUUGCCUGCAAAUGACCGCAGUGAUUCUCUGCCCAACGUAUGCAAUUAUCCGAUUGAAACCUCCAAAUGCCAUCGAUUGCACGAUCAGGUGAUGCCCUUCCCGAAACAGGUUACGAUCUGGACUCGUGGUUGCUAUCUAAGGACUCCGACCGAGGGAAUACUUGGUUUAGGUGACAAUGGACAGUUGAGCAGUAAACCUCCGCAUUAUCUGCGCUUUAACGUCCACGUACCAAACGCCAUUGCCGUAGCCGUGGUUGUGGGUCAAAAAUGGACCCAAUUGGACUCUGAGGAUGACCGCUGGAAGGGCAAAGUAAACAUGAAAGAAAACUGGGGCAAAGAGCGAAAGCUGGAUGUUUGUGCUAAAUACGCCGCCAAAGACACCAACUACAGUACCUUAAUCGAGUACUCUCUAGCUAGUUGA
Dibothriocephalus latus is the source of this 504-nucleotide messenger RNA. NCBI's taxonomy places the organism in Eukaryota, Metazoa, Platyhelminthes, Cestoda, Diphyllobothriidea, Diphyllobothriidae. The record is from the annotation of a GenBank genome assembly.